AUGUUCGUGAAUGCAGAGUGUCUGUCCUUGAGAGUAGCUCCACUAAAUCCCAUAAAUCUUCCAGUUUCAUGCCUCAAAGAGCUUUGGAUGUGGAAUAGCAGAUUGUAUAACAGAAAUGAGAAGAAUGCUGGUGGUAAUGGCGAAUCAAGUGAAAAUUUCGUUUCUUCCUCAAAUUCUGGGAAUUUUCUACCAUCACCUGAGAGAAAUUUGAGAUUUUUCUACGAAUCCUGCGGACAAAAUUCGGAAAAAUUAAAUCUCCUCAACUACUACAGUGUGUUCAAUAGUUUCAACUACAAUUGGGGCUCAUUAACUGAUCGCAAUUAUUUGCUAUCAGCCUUCAAUGGGACUCCGUAUUAUGAGAAAAAUUCAGCAGAUACAGAACGUUGUGCCAUCCCAAGUGAAAGUGUUGCAAAUAGUGAGGAUAUCUUGAAAUUCAUCCCAAAUUCUGAGCCAAUGUUCAAUUAUGAAUUUGAUGUGCCUGAAAAUAAUUGCCAAAGAUCAUCAACUAAUCAAUUCUACGACGAUCCUACCAAAUCCAUUGAUUCUGUGGCAAAUGAAAGAGAAGCAACGCCUGAAUUUUGGACCACAGAAGAUAAAUCUGCGAUUGAGGAGAAUCAAUCAAAUGACGAAGAAAUCCUCCAGGAUACUUCAUCAAAUCACGCAACAGAGGACAAAGGAAGGAAGAUUGCAAUUAAUCGAAAGGCCAAAGAUAUGAGUAAAAUGUCGGCAAAUCGGAAGGAGAGGACGGCAUUUACAAAGUCUCAGGUCCGAGAAUUGGAGGCGGAGUUCAAUUAUUCCAACUACUUGACCAGAUUAAGGCGAUAUGAGAUUGCUGUGGCGCUUGACCUCACCGAAAGGCAGGUAAAAGUGUGGUUCCAGAAUCGUCGGAUGAAAUGGAAGAGGGUGAAAAAUGCAAGCAAAGAUGGAGCAGCCUCAACCAAAUCCACGGAAAAGGAAGAAAGUUUAACACCAGAAUCAAAUUAUAUUGAUUGA
This is a messenger RNA of Lutzomyia longipalpis, 993 nucleotides long. RefSeq names its product homeobox protein Hox-C6-like. The record is from RefSeq and is a predicted model, not a curated record. Gene Ontology annotation, molecular function: DNA-binding transcription factor activity, RNA polymerase II-specific; RNA polymerase II cis-regulatory region sequence-specific DNA binding. Bases 1 to 993 code for a protein of 330 amino acids. Gene Ontology annotation, cellular component: nucleus. Gene Ontology annotation, biological process: positive regulation of transcription by RNA polymerase II. NCBI's taxonomy places the organism in Eukaryota, Metazoa, Arthropoda, Insecta, Diptera, Psychodidae. The transcript is spliced from 4 exons.